Molecule: messenger RNA, 2462 nt
Organism: Vespa crabro (European hornet)
Lineage: Eukaryota; Metazoa; Arthropoda; Insecta; Hymenoptera; Vespidae
Product: U4/U6.U5 tri-snRNP-associated protein 1
Exons: 11
Coding region: 94-2337 (747 amino acids)
Biological process (GO): maturation of 5S rRNA; mRNA cis splicing, via spliceosome
Cellular component (GO): U4/U6 x U5 tri-snRNP complex
Source: RefSeq, a predicted model, not a curated record
UACUAGUGAAUUUUGACGACGCACUAAGCGUAUCCAAACUGGUUAGGAGCGGGUUUUUUCGUUAAUUUUAUAAUAAUCUGACUUGAGAUCAAAAUGGGAUCGAACAAACGGCAUAAAGCCGAGAAAAGUCGCGAUAUUAAGAAAAAACGUCAUCGUAGCCGUUCGCGAAGUCAUACCCCAGAACGUGAGAAAAUAGAUAAGCAUAGACAUCACAAGAAACACAAAAGGAAAGAACGUAAGGAUUACGAUAGCGAUGUUGAAAUUGUCAAUGCACCGCCGCCUCCAAAAAUCUCAAGAUCGUCGCAUCCUUCGACGCCUCCUCCACCUGAGAUUUCCAAACAACAUAGCCCUUCCCCUGUAAAAGAUGGCAUUUCGCAAACCUCAUUAUCGAUUGAGGAAACAAAUAAGCUUAGAGCAAAGUUAGGUUUGAAGCCUUUAGAGGUUGAUAGUACGUCAAAGGAUGAUCCCAACAAAAUCAAGGAUGAUUUGGGUGAAUUCUAUCAUAAACCAGCGCCGAAUGCCAACGAUCAGUUGAAAACUCAAAAAUUGAAGGAAAGAAUUGGCAUUCAAAAGCAAAAAAGACAGAUAGAGGCUAAUUUGGCGAAGAUAAAGUCAUUAGGGGAUGAUGAUUCUGACGACGAUACAAAAGCUUGGAUCGAUAAGAGCAGACGUUUACAGGAGGAGAAGAAGAAGGCAGAAGAGAGGGCCAAAAUGUUGGAUCAACUGGAUGAAGAGUUUGGAAUUGGUAAUCUUCUUAAGGAGGAAAUACACCUUUCUCGUAAUCUGGCUUAUACGGAAAAAGAUUUGAAGGGUUUGACGGUGGAACACGAUAUAGAGUGUAUUGCGGAAGGCAAAGGAAUGGUUCUAACCCUUAAAGAUCAAGAUAUAUUAAACGAGAAAAGCGAUGUACUUGUUAAUGUCAAUAUGGUGGACGAUGAACGAUAUAAGCGAAACGUUCAUAACAAAACUAAAAGGUCUGUUUAUAAUGCUUACGAGGAUGAUAAUUUCGAUGAGUUUGGCCUAUCGAAGAAGAACAUUUUAGAUAAAUAUGACGAAGAAAUUGAAGGAGAGAAAAAGGAUAAUUUCGUAUUGGGUAGUUAUAAUCCGGUAGAGAUAAAGCAGCGCCGUUCAGAAAUUGUUAAGCACCGUUUAGCAAAUAAGAAAUUGGAAUCAUUGCAAACGAGAGAACCACAAUUGGCUAGCGAAUAUUACAACGAGCAGGAGUUGGAGAAGUUUAAGAAGCCAAAGAAAAAGAUACGAAAAAUAAGAACGAAAAGAAAAUUAAAGGCAGACGACCUGAUGUCUCAAGAGAAUGAUUAUCUCAGAGACUUGGGAAGUAGAAGGAGCAAAAAAACUGAGGACGCAAAAGAAAAUGAUGGUACUUUAGACGUAGACGAUUUGGAAGGGCCCAAAGAAGAUUUAACGGGAAUAAAAUUUGAAGACGACGACAAGGAGUUAGAGCUGCAAAUGGCUUUAAAGAAGGCGCAUCGAUUAAAAGAAUUACAAAUGUCGGACGAGAAAAAUGUUACAGAAAGUGUUAAGCAAGAAUCAACAGCUUUAGACGAAAAUCAAUCGACGAACAUAGUUCUUAAUGCUACCGCAGAAUUUUGUAGAACCUUAGGAGACAUUCCAACGUACGGGCUUGCCGGUAAUAGAGAGGAAAAUGGACAGGAACUUAUGGACUUUGAGGUUGAUGGUAUCAAGGAUGAGAUCGUUUCUGACGAAGAAGAAGAUGAUGGUCGUGGUGCAUGGAAUACAGUACACUUAGAUGAAAGCAAAUCGGAGCCUGUAGCACUAGAAGCUGCUAUUUUAGAUGCAGAACCAUCGCUUGGCCAAGGUGUAGGUGGUGCAUUAAAACUAGCAAUGAGUAAGGGAUAUUUACAAAAGGAAGACAGUAACAGACCAUCUGCCUCACGCUUUGCACAUUUGCAAGCACAAAAUUAUUCUAUUGAAGACAAAACAUAUGGAGAUGACGAUAAGUUUGGAAGAAGAGAUCGUUUCAAUGGUCCUACAUCAGAUUUUAAAGAGAAAGAAGGCUUUAAGCCAAAUGUUAAAUUGGAGUACAUAGAUGACGAUGGACAUGUUUUAAGUGCAAAGGAAGCUUUUCGCUAUCUUUCACACAAAUUUCAUGGGAAAGGACCGGGAAAGAAUAAAGUGGAAAAGCGUAUGAAAAAAGCUGAGCAAGAGGUAUUAAUGAAAAGAAUGUCUUCGACGGAUACGCCAUUGGGAACACUUAAUUUAUUACAAGCAAAGCAAAAAGAAACUCAAUCACCGUAUAUAGUUCUCAGCGGUAGUAAACAAAUGCAAACGACUAGUAUAUCAAAAAUAAAACAUUGAAAAGAGAGAAAUUGCCGGUCUAUCAGAAAAUGCAAAUAUACAUUAUUAUGUAAAAUAUACAACUGUGCCGUAAGGAUUUUCUUUGAGUAAACUGCUGGUGUAAAAAGAAUAAAUACUUAAUAAUA